Molecule: messenger RNA, 7381 nt
Organism: Astyanax mexicanus (Mexican tetra)
Lineage: Eukaryota; Metazoa; Chordata; Actinopteri; Characiformes; Acestrorhamphidae
Gene: dctn1b
Product: dynactin 1b
Exons: 32
Coding region: 460-4281 (1273 amino acids)
Biological process (GO): establishment of mitotic spindle orientation; nuclear migration
Cellular component (GO): spindle pole; microtubule associated complex; axon
Source: RefSeq, a predicted model, not a curated record
CCCUCCACACACACACACACACACUCACCCCCAGCACCAGUCACACACACACUCACAUACACAUGUACAUAUAAAUAUGCACCUUUCACUUUGACAUCUCUCACACACGCACACACACACCUGAACAGACACAUCACCCCAAACAUACACACACAUUCACACACACACACACACAUUUGCCUGCUCACGACGCUCUGGGCUGAUUCUCCUGCUCACCUCUGGGAUUGGUGGCCAUCAGGCAGUGCUGCUGGACCUCUGCUGUACCUGGCUUCUCUCUACUGGACCUGAACUAGACAGCAAAUUCCAGCCAGACAUUAUAAAUGGACAGAGAUAGAGCAGACUGAGGGAUGUGGGAUGGAAGAGAGAGGAGGUAGGCAAACAGAGAGAGAGGAGGAGAGAGGAAGAGACCGUAUUACUGUUUAAAGGAAGGCAGGGACACUACAGAGACACUGGAGCAGCAUGUCUCAGACUAAGAGAUACACUUACAGCAGGACCACAAGCAGUGGCAGCAGCAGGAUGAGUUCAGACGGUGGGGGGCGACCAGUGAAGGUGGGCUCUCUGGUAGAGGUCAUUGGUAAAGGUCACCGUGGCACAGUGGCCUACAUCGGCACCACUCUCUUUGCCUCAGGAAAAUGGGUGGGGGUCAUUCUGGAGGAGCCAAAAGGCAAGAACGACGGCACAGUGCAAGGCAAGCGCUACUUCACCUGCCUGGAGAACCAUGGGAUAUUUGUACGCCAAUCACAGAUUCAGUUGGUGGAAGAUGGUGCAGACACCACAUCACCUGACACCCCUGAACCUGCAACUGCUAAAGUGCCUAGAAGAGAGAUUCUGGAAGCUCCUAAGACCAAUAAAGUGCGAGGAGUCAAACCCAAAAAGACGCCAGCCCCUCGUAAGACCACGGCCAGAAGGCCUAAGACUCGGGCAGGGGUCGGGGUGAAGGUGGGUUCUGGCUCCGCCUCUGCGGGAGAGAUGAGCAGCAGUGAACCUAGCACACCUGCUCAAACCCCACUGGCUGCUCCCGUUAUCCCCUCACCUGUGGGGGCACUCCCUUCCCCAGGAGCCCCGCCAAUUCCAGCGCCCAGUAAGUGUGACUCCAUGGACACACAGGAGGAGGAGGCUCUGCGGGCGCAGGUGCAAGAUCUGGAGGAGAAGCUGGAGACUCUGCGGAUGAAGCGAGCGGAGGACAAGGCAAAACUGAAGGAGCUGGAAAAACACAAGAUUCAGCUGGAACAGCUGCAGGAGUGGAAGACCAAGAUGCAGGAACAGCAGAAUGAGCUUCAAAAACAGCUCAAAGAGGCCAAGAAGGAGGCAAAAGAAGCCCUUGAGGCGAAGGAGCGUUACAUGGAGGAGAUGGCUGAUACAGCAGAUGCCAUCGAGAUGGCCACCUUAGACAAGGAGAUGGCAGAGGAGAGGGCGGAGUCUCUGCAGCUUGAAGCCGACGCCCUUAAAGAGAAAGUGGACGAGCUGACCAUGGACCUGGAGAUUCUCAAACAUGAGAUAGAGGAGAAAGGUUCUGAUGGAGCAGCUUCUAGUUACCAUGUAAAACAACUGGAGGAGCAAAAUGCCCGGCUUAAGGAGGCCUUGGUCAGAAUGCGUGAUCUGUCAGCUUCAGAGAAGCAGGAACACUUAAAGCUGCAAAAGCAAAUGGAGAAGAAAAACUUUGAGCUGGAUGUCCUGAGGGUGCAGAAGGAGAAAGGACAGGAGGAGAUGAAGUUGGCAGAGAAGACCAUAGAUGAACUCAAAGAGCAGGUGGAUGCUGCUCUCGGAGCUGAAGAGAUGGUGGAGACACUGACUGAGCGUAAUCUGGAUCUGGAGGAGAAAGUGCGGGAGCUCAGAGAGACUGUUACUGACCUGGAGGCUAUUAAUGAGAUGAAUGAUGAGCUGCAGGAGAAUGCCCGAGAGACAGAGUUGGAGCUGAGGGAGCAGCUGGACCUGAGUGCAGCCAGUGUGAGAGAGGCUGAGAAACGUGUAGAGGCCGCCCAGGAGACCGUGGCAGACUACCAGCACACCAUCCAGAAAUACAGAGAGCUAACUGCACACCUGCAGGAGGCAAACAGAGAACUGAUGAGCCAGCAGGAGGCCACAGCCGAGCCGCAGGAGCAGCCCGCAGAGAUGUUCGACUUCAAGAUCAAGUUUGCAGAAACCAAAGCUUAUGCGAAGGCCAUUGAGAUGGAGCUGCGUAAGAUGGAGGUGGCUCAGUCAAACAGGCAGGUGGCUCUUCUCACCUCCUUCAUGCCCGAAUCUUUCCUCAGACAUGGAGGAGAUCAUGACGGCAUCCUCGUCCUGCUGCUCAUCCCUAGACUCAUCUGCAAGGCAGAGCUGAUCAGUAAGCAGGCACAGGAGAAGUUUGAUCUGACAGAGAACUGCUCUCAGAGGCCGGGGAUGAGAGGGUCCAAAGGAGAGCAGCUCAGCUUUUCCGCUGGACUCAUUUACUCCCUCAGCCUGUUGCAGGCCACGCUGCACAAAUAUGAACAUGCUCUGAAUCAGUGUAGUGUGGAUGUAUAUAAGCGUGUAGGUUCUCUCUACUCUGAGAUGAGUGUGCAUGAGCGCUCUCUGGACUUCUUGAUUGACCUGCUGCACAAAGACCAGCUGGACGAGACUGUGAAUGUGGAGCCCCUCACUAAGGCCAUUAAAUACUAUCAGCACCUCUACAGUAUUCACCUAGCUGAGCAAUCUGAGGACUGCACCAUGCAGCUCGCUGACCACAUCAAAUUCACGCAGAGUGCUCUGGACUGCAUGGCGGUAGAGGUGGGUCGUCUGCGUGCGUUCCUGCAGGCGGGUCAGGACGAGACACAGCUGUCUGUUCUGCUGAAGGAUCUGGACACUUCCUGUAGUGACAUCCGCCAGUUCUGCAAGAAGAUCCGCCGACGCAUGCCGGGCACUGACGCUCCGGGCAUUCCAGCUGCUCUCAACUUCGGCCCUCAGGUGUGUGAGACGCUGGCGGAGAGCAGGAGGCAGCUGGCCUGGGUGAAUGCUGUGCUGCAGGAAGUGGCUGCAGCAGGAGCCCAGCUCAUUGCCCCACUCGGAGAACAUGAGGGACUGCCCACCCUCAAACUGGAGGACAUGGCCUUCAAAGCAGCUGAACAGAUCUACGGCUCUCAGGGUAUAAACCCCUAUGAGUGUCUGCGCCAGUCCUGCAGUGUUGUCAUAGCAACCAUGAACAAGAUGGCCACUGCUAUGCAGGAGGGCGAGUAUGACUCUGAGAAGCCACAGUGCGGGAUUGCUCCAGUGAAUGUGCGGGCGUCUGCACUGAGGGCAGAGAUCACAGAUGCUGAGGGACUGGGACUCAAACUGGAGGACAGAGAGACUGUCAUCAAAGAGCUCAAGAAAUCUCUCAAAAUAAAGGGAGAGGAGCUGAGUGAGGCCAAUGUACGUCUGAGUCUGCUGGAGAAAAAACUGGACAGUGCGUCAAAGGAUGCAGAUGAACGAGUGGAGAAAAUCCAGACAGUUUUGGAUGAGACCCAGGCACUUCUGAAGAAGAAGGAAAAGGAAUUUGAAGAGACCAUGGAUGCUCUUCAAGCUGAUAUAGACCAGCUCGAGGCAGAAAAGACAGAGCUGAGGCAGCGGAUAAACAGCCAAUCAAAGAUGACUAUAGAGGGGCUAAGAGGCAGUCCUGGCUCUGGCAUCGCCUCCAUUGUGACUGGUGGCAUAGCAAACGAGGAGCAGAAAGGUGCCGUAGGAGUGUGUGCAGCUGGAGGUGUGCAGGUAAUAGAUUCCCCGUUGCUGACUCAACAGAUUGAAGCACAGAGACUCAGCAUAAAGCGCCUGAAAAAUGAAAACAACCUCCUUAAGGCAGAAAAGAUGCGUGCUCAGCUAGCCUCUCUGCCUCCACUGAACGUGCCUAAGCUGGGCUGGAGGGAAGGCUGUAAGCCAGAGGUUCUGUCUAGCGCCCUGUAUCGAAAAACAGACCAACUGCUGGAAACACUACUGCAAAUGAGUGCCAAUGUCAAAGUGGUGGAUAUUACUGGAAAAUCUCCAGUGAGUCCCAGCGCGCAGCUCCUUGAACAGACUGCAAGGCUAGAGUCUCUGAGUGACACUCUGGAUAGACUAAAGGAUGAGGUGGCGGAGCAUGUGGUGUCUCAGCGGCCUGGCGCUCAAGUAUCAUCUGACUUCGCCACUUUCCCCUGCACCUCUUUCGUGAAGGUGAAGGAGGAGAAGGUGGGGGAUGCGGUGUUGGUGGGGCGUGUGAUGGUGCCGUGCCCUCGUGGGCAGGAGCAAGUCCACAGGCUCGUUUUGUGUCAGACCCAGCUCCAGCGAGUGCAUCGCCUGCUUCAGACCUAAACACAGCCUUCCCAGAGAUCAUGCCCCCGCCGCCAUGUCCCGUAAAUUCUGGCCUGCUUACAUUAGAUACAGCUAUCUCUACAUCGCUGUCGUAAGGUCAAGCAUAAUUUAAAGUCUUAAGAGUCUCAGUUUCAGUAAUGAUUGAGAGUUUUCAACACAGCAAGAGAAAUGAGGUCUCCUUGUUAAUCGUAAGAUAUAAUAUUCAUAAAUGAUAUUUAAUUCAGUCUUUAUUGUGCAAUGGGAUAUAAUGUAGGCAAUCCAACAGAUUUGGAUUGUACUGAAAUGAUUGUAUUAUUUAAAUUUGUUUUAAUAUUUUAAAAGCAGAUACCACUGUUCAGAAAAGCAAGUAGCCAAAGGCAAUUACGUCAAGCCCACCAGAUACAAUCAUGGUCGCAUGCAUUGUUUCAUUUCUACACUGCAAAAAGUUGUAAAUUGGCAAGUAAAGUCAUCUUAAAUCUAGUCAAUAUCUCUAACGUUAAGAUUAUUAAAACAGAAGGAUUUGCUUAUUAAAUCAUUAAGGAAUUAUACAUGAGGGAGUGAUAUAAUGUAUAAUAUUGUCACAGGUCGUGUGUCAUAGAUCAGCAGAUUAGUGCCAAUAUUACACAAAAUUUGGAUGAAAGAGGACAGGAAAAUAAGAUUGUUUAGUUAUCAACACUCCACAAGUUAAAAGAGUCCCAAUCAAUGGCCCGCAGUCAAGGAACAUCAUUUCCCAGUAAUUUUUAUAGCGGUACAUAUACACAAAUACAACUAUUGAUUAAGUUGUAUUAACAAAAUCCUAGUAUGUUAAAAAAUAUUGUUUCAUUCCAGCCAAUACAAUUUGUCUAUGUUUUUUGAAAGACUAUUAAGACACACUAACCCAUCAACAGAAGUAAGCCUGGGAGAGGUUUUAGUGUAAUCGAAAAUAGAGUCCUAAUAUGAUUUUUCUUGCUUGGCUGAUGGUUAUGUACAUUUAUAUGUAUAUAUGUACAUGUACAUUUAAAAAUAUUAUUUGAGUGGGGAGGUUUGUUUUUAGUUGAACAUAGUGAAUUUAAAUAUUUGAGAUUUAAUGAACUGAGCUGUAAUUAAUUUUGACCAAUGUAGCUGCAGUGUUUGGCUUGUAAGCGCUGCAUCUUUGCUAGGUUACCUGUAUGUGGCGGAGUAAUAUAUGGAGAUCUUCAGCUAGAAUGCAUUAUUGCCUGAUAAUGGCACUCAUAGAAAGUUUCUCAGCCAAUCACAUUGCAGAGUCAGAAAAACUGUCAAAUAAAUUUGACGUAAUGUUAUAAUUGCCUUCCACUUAUAGAAAAUAAGAACUUUUAGAUAUUUUGGCUGUAUUUAAGAUCCUAAAUGCUAGAAUGCUAGAAUCAAAAUGAAAAGAUUUUAUUGUUUUGCAGUGUAUUAAUUGGCCGCACAUCUCUUUGCCUUAAUAAUAGAUAGUAUUGUCUUGUUUCACCAGUCUUGUCAUGUUCCUGUCAGUUUUAGCUCACUCAUCCACAAACAAGACACAGUUUGGCCUUUUUAUCUGCUGAUCCAGAUUAAGAACUGAACUAAUUCUGAGAUCUGGUUAUUUAGGUGGUCAGUCAGAUUGUCUCAGUGUUACAUAAUGUGCGUCCUGGAAUGUAGGAGUAUUAAUGUUUUGUUUUUCUUGGAUAGAAUUUCCCACCUUUUUUCGGAGUGCAACCUCAAAUUUGUCAGAGAGCACCCUCAACCAAUGGCCAUCUUAAAUGCAGAUGAAUGAAUGAGCUAUUUUGGCCUUUAUUAGUUUGACACAAACAGGAAUUUGCAUGUCAGACACGCAAUAUUGAAUAAAUACAGUCCUCAUUUAGAAAUACUGUUCAAAGGUUUUAAUACCACAGUAUACAGUAUGACCUUUAUACUGCCCAACCCUAGAUAUGAAACACACAUUUACGGAAAGAUGAGUUGAAAUGGACAGCAACUCCUUACCUGACAAGAUUGCUGCUGAUAUCAGGGCAAAGCAACAUGUAAUGAAGUAUUAGAGAAGAAAGGUUGUAUCAUAUACCAUCACUGAAUACCUUACUCACUGCUGUCGACCAUUUCCUUUCUACUAGCACACUUUUUUGAAUGAAAUCAGAUCUGACUGUUUAGACUAUGUUAUUGGAUUUCAAUAACGUGAAUUUAACGUGUCAGAUUUAUUGUGUUUUUUUUACCAUUUGCACUACCUCAAAGAUCUGUGUCUUGUAUGACACAAAAGAUCGAGGCCAGAUUUAAACCACUUGUACCUAUUGCAUAAAUGUAUCCUUAGUGGAGGCUCAAAGCCCUAAUUCUAUUUCCUGGCUGUAGGAGAUGCCCAGGAGAAAGAAACACCAAUAUGCUAUAAUACAGCCAUAAUGAGCACAAUAAAAAAGCAGGUUUGCCUUAUUAUUUCUGUUCAUUAUGUCAUGACUCCAUUUGAUAUUUACUACUUUGUCCUUUUUACAAUAUCCAGUACAAUAGUUUGAAAUAACUGGGGGCUUAUUUUCAUCCCUUUAAGCAUUUUAAUUGUCAUGAGCGACUGUUUUUAAUUAGGAAAUAAACUCAGCUGUGGUCAGUAAUUCAAGGAACUUAAUCAACCUGUGAUAUGAAACUCUAGUUGUCAUCUGUAUAUUGCAUACCUAAAACAUCACAUGAAGCUAGAAGCUGAUGAGACUGAGACUUGAGGUACAUUAUAACUAAAAGCAGGAUUGUACUCAGUAUUGUAAAACCUAAAAUUGAAAUCCAAGCAAAAGUGCUUAAUGUGCUUUACUGUGCUGCUGAAGUAGAGAAUUUCCCAUAUAGGACCAUUACAGCUUAUAUCUGAGUGUAUGAUCGGAUGAUCCGUGAUCACACUUGACUAGCAAUAGAGGUCAAGCUGACAUUGAGGCCAGAGAAGACUAGGGACUAGGGAGGAGGAGGGGCAGAUCUGAGAGAGCAAAAUGCACAGUGUUUCCUCAAAGGUCAAUUAUUCAAGUGGUCUUAUGUACUCGGUGGUUGGCUUUGCUACUGACUGUUUGUGUAAGUUAUUAACUAAACUAUUUAUUGUGUAAAAUGUGUACUGUUGCUUCCAAUGAUGCCAUUGAUUGUGAAGAAUGUGUUUGAUCUAAACGAAGCAAAUCCAAUAAAUUGUGCUAGAAAUGAAGGAUCUUCA